Messenger RNA from Pollicipes pollicipes, 618 nucleotides. RefSeq lists its product as uncharacterized. NCBI's taxonomy places the organism in Eukaryota, Metazoa, Arthropoda, Thecostraca, Pollicipedomorpha, Pollicipedidae. The record is from RefSeq and is a predicted model, not a curated record. The transcript has 3 exons. The coding region runs from base 280 to 618 and encodes 112 amino acids.
GGUUGCUAGUUGUGUAUUGAAAUCGAAUCAACCGGAGGUGCACGUUCGUCUCGGCGAUUUGAUGACCUUCAGUUGUCACAAAUCAUCUUGCACACCAUCAUGGCCCAAGUCCAAAAUGGGUGUGCAGGUGAGUCUUUUGGGGUCAUGUUUGGCAAUGGCUUGGAUCAGCUGGUAGAGAUGCAUCACAGAGCUGAUGUGUUUUGUUAUGAAGUAUAAAUGUGUGGUGCCACGAUGCAACAAUAUCCCUGCUGUUUUCUUUGAUGCUGCAAAUGCUGACUUAUGUCAUUAACUUCACCAGCUGACCAGCCUCUUCCCAACACAGACCAAGUUCUGCCACUCCGCACCGCCAUGGCGCCGACCAAGAGCAACCCGCGCCGGAUCGUGCGCGCGGACGGCGCCGCCGAGCCGCCGGCGACGCCGCCCAAGCGCAACAGCGAACGCCUGGCGUCGCUGCGCCGCAAGGACGACAUCGUCAGCAAGAUGGCCGAGAUCUUCGACGACGUGGCGCCCAUGGAGUCGCGCUCGGUGGUGGCGGUGCCCGUGGCCGUCGACGACGCCGUCAUGCCCGAGGUUCCUGGAGAGCCGGUGCCGGACCCGAGCACCACCACCGAGGUGUGA